Molecule: messenger RNA, 1760 nt
Organism: Varanus komodoensis (Komodo dragon)
Lineage: Eukaryota; Metazoa; Chordata; Lepidosauria; Squamata; Varanidae
Gene: ALAD
Product: aminolevulinate dehydratase
Exons: 12
Coding region: 288-1286 (332 amino acids)
Biological process (GO): heme biosynthetic process
Cellular component (GO): cytosol
Molecular function (GO): zinc ion binding; porphobilinogen synthase activity
Source: RefSeq, a predicted model, not a curated record
CUGUUCCCCCCAUUUCUAAAGGGUGCCUCUGUUCAGAACCCUAGAUUCUGGGAUACUUGCUUGGCAGUGAGGCACAGGGACUCUUCUUUAUUUUUCCAUGCAAUUUUGAGACGGGGAGGGAACCGACCUGCCAAGCAGUGCCUGGGGAUUCCUCAUCCGGUGGAGAAAAGCAUGGCUAGGCAGGCUUCCCUGGAAGGCACUUUGCUUGCCGCUGCUGUGACUUCCCCCUUCUCUGAGCAUCCUCAGGAGAGCUCGCAGAGCCAGGUGAAGACGCAAGAGGCGAUACGAUGCAGGCAGAGUCUCUCCUGCACAGCGGUUACUUCCACCCUGUGCUUCGUUCCUGGCAGGCGUCAGCUGCUGCCUUGAGCGCCACUCACCUGGUCUACCCCAUCUUUGUCACUGACAACCCAGAUGCUGUGGAGCCCAUUGCCAGCCUCCCGGGCCAAGCUCGGUAUGGCGUCCACAAGCUGGAGGAGAUGCUGCGUCCCCUGGUGACUGACGGCCUGAAGUGCGUGCUGCUGUUCGGGGUCCCAAGCAAUGCUGUCAAGGAUGAGCAUGGCUCCACAGCCGAUGCUAAAGACACCCCCGUGAUUCAGGCUAUCAAGACAAUCCAUGGAUCUUUCCCUGAGUUGCUGAUUGCCUGUGAUGUCUGCCUGUGCCCUUACACCUCUCACGGACACUGCGGCAUCCUGCGGGAAGAUGGGACCCUCCAGAACGAGGCCAGCUGCCGGAGGCUAGCGGAGGUGGCUGUGGCCUACGCCAAGGCAGGCUGUCACAUCGUGGCCCCCUCGGAUAUGAUGGACGGGCGCAUCUGUGCAAUCAAGGAGGCCCUCAUCUCGCACGACAUGGGCAAUAAGGUUUCGGUCAUGAGCUACAGUGCGAAAUUUGCCUCCUGCUUCUAUGGCCCGUUCAGAGACGCAGCCCUGUCUAAGCCUGCGUUUGGAGACAGGCGGUGUUACCAGCUCCCUCCAGCGUCCCGGGGGCUGGCUCUGCGGGCUGUGGACCGGGAUGUGCGGGAGGGGACAGACAUCCUAAUGGUAAAGCCAGGGAUGCCCUACCUGGACCUCGUGCGGGAAGUGAAGAGCAAACAUCCCAACCACCCACUGGCUGUCUAUCACGUCUCAGGGGAGUUCGCCAUGUUGUGGCACGGUGCACAAGCGGGGGCUUUUGACCUGAAGCCUGCAGUGUUGGAAGCCAUGGCUGGGUUCAAGCGUGCAGGGGCAGAUAUCAUCAUUACGUACUACGCACCUCAGUUGCUGCAGUGGCUGAAGGCAGAGCAGGCGUGAGCUUUGCAUCCUUUCCUUGACAAUGAGGAUGGGAUGAAGACGCUCUGCAGGGAUCUGGGAACUCGGGCCCUAGCAUUCAUUAUGGGCUUUAGCAUCAUGAUCUGGUCCACACUGACACAACCGCUCCUCACUUGCCUCAAAUGUCUGUCCUGUACAAUGCCUUCUCUUCAUUUAAUUGCACCCCGCUUGCUACCUUUCCAGGGCACUUUUUAAAGCUCAGGAGAACUGUCUAUAGUAUAGAACUGUAUAGAACUGUCUAUACAACUGCCUAUAGUUGUAAGGUUCAACACAACCAGUGUCAAGAGAAUGCUUUUAUAGAAACAACAUGCUGUUAAACUUUAGGUGGGUUUAACUCUACCUGCUUGCUGUAUUUCUAUGCUGAAAAUGUUGAUUUUUUAUAGGCUAUACAGCUGUUAAGGGUUCAGGAGCCCUGCUGGAACAAUGGGAAUAAAGUGGGAGGAACCCUAUUUGUAA